Molecule: messenger RNA, 225 nt
Organism: Westerdykella ornata
Lineage: Eukaryota; Fungi; Ascomycota; Dothideomycetes; Pleosporales; Sporormiaceae
Exons: 2
Coding region: 1-225 (74 amino acids)
Source: RefSeq, a predicted model, not a curated record
AUGGCUGUCUGGCAGUGGUACAAGGGCAUUGCGCCCAAGACGCGCAUACUCAUCGGAGUUGGCAUCAUGGGGUACGCAGUGUUCGGCAUGUUCAUGUCUGACAAGGUGGAGGAGAAGCUCGGACUGGUGCCAACUGAGCAGGACAAGGAGGAGUUGAAGAGGGUGAUGCCCAGAAUCAUAACCGUUGAUAAGGAGAAGGAGAAGAAACCAGGGUUGGGGUCCUGA